This is a messenger RNA of Catharus ustulatus (Swainson's thrush), 816 nucleotides long. It is a transcript of the gene CDX2, whose product is annotated as caudal type homeobox 2. The coding region runs from base 1 to 816 and encodes 271 amino acids. NCBI's taxonomy places the organism in Eukaryota, Metazoa, Chordata, Aves, Passeriformes, Turdidae. Gene Ontology annotation, cellular component: nucleus. The record is from RefSeq and is a predicted model, not a curated record. Gene Ontology annotation, molecular function: DNA-binding transcription factor activity, RNA polymerase II-specific; RNA polymerase II transcription regulatory region sequence-specific DNA binding. Gene Ontology annotation, biological process: anterior/posterior axis specification; regulation of transcription by RNA polymerase II; embryo development. The transcript has 3 exons.
AUGUACGUGAGCUACCUCCUGGAGAAGGACGGGCCCAUGUACCCCGGCCCGGUGCGGCACUCGGGGGGGCUUAACCUGGCGGCGCAGAACUUCGUGGGUGCCCCGCAGUACGCGGACUACGGCGGGUACCAUGUGAACCUCGACGGCGCCCAGUCCCCCGGGCCGGCCUGGCCCGCGCCCUACGCCGCCCCGCUCCGCGACGACUGGGGCACCUAUGGCCAAGGGGCGCCGCCGGCCGCCGGCGCCGUCCACGGCCUCAACGGGGGCUCCCCCGCCGCCUCAAUGGCCUACAGCCCCGCCGACUACCACCACCACCACCACCCGCACGCCCACCACCACGCCGGCCCCGCGCCCCACUGCUCCGCCGCCGGGGUCAUGCAGCCCCUCAACGCCGCCGGCGCCGCCGCCAGCGCCGCCCCCGAGCCGCUCUCCCCCGGUGGGCAGCGCCGAGGCCUCUGCGAAUGGAUGAGGAAGCCGGCGCAGCCCCCGCUCAGCAGCCAGGUUAAAACCAGAACGAAAGACAAGUACCGCGUGGUGUACACCGACCACCAGCGGCUGGAGCUGGAGAAGGAGUUUCACUACAGCCGCUACAUCACCAUCAGGAGAAAAGCGGAGCUGGCCUCCAACCUGGGGCUGUCGGAGAGGCAGGUGAAAAUCUGGUUCCAGAACAGGCGGGCGAAGGAGAGGAAGAUCAACAAGAAGAAGCUGCAGCAGGCGCAGCCCGGCGGCGCGGAGCCCCUCAGCCCCAGCGCCUCCUUGCAGGGUCCCGCGGCGGGCGCGGCCGGAGCCGGGCUGGGCCCCGCCGCCCCGCAGUGA